AUGCCCCUUCUUUCCUCCCCCCGCCCCUCCGUCCCGUUCCCCUGCACCCUACCCUCUCCCCCUGCUCUCCCCUUUCCUCAGGCUGCGAAUGGGACCCCCUUCAGCCAUGGCUACCACUACAGACAGCAAGGACCAGUGGCCGCCACAGCAGCAAUCUCCCCCCUUUCACUUCGUGUCCCCUCAUUCCCUCCCACUUCUCCCUUUCCCCCACUUUCUUCUCCUCCCCUCAGGCUGCGCAUGGGACCGUCUUCAGCCGUGGCGACCACUACAGACAGCAAGGACCAGUGGCCGCUGCAGCAGCAGUCUCUGCGUUCCAACAAGCUUGAGCUUGACCUCAUGUCUCCUCCAGGCAACGGCCUCUCACUGCUGGUUCCGAGUUCAGAGCGGUUGGGAGCGGUGGACGAGGAGGAGACAGCAGAAGGGGAGAGCAAGGCACAUUUGCAGCGUGGCAUGGCCUGA
Molecule: messenger RNA, 459 nt
Organism: Closterium sp. Yama58-4
Lineage: Eukaryota; Viridiplantae; Streptophyta; Zygnematophyceae; Desmidiales; Closteriaceae
Source: the annotation of a GenBank genome assembly